Molecule: messenger RNA, 867 nt
Organism: Penicillium malachiteum
Lineage: Eukaryota; Fungi; Ascomycota; Eurotiomycetes; Eurotiales; Aspergillaceae
Exons: 2
Coding region: 1-867 (288 amino acids)
Source: RefSeq, a predicted model, not a curated record
AUGAUGAGAUCAGCUCCCCACCCCCGCAAUGAGUUCGGCAACGAGGACGCCGCCCAGGAUCUCUACGGCCUGGGAGUCCGACUAGGCUUCUACCUACAAGCGCUUGCUAUGAUUUUGUAUCUAUAUGGCGACGAGAAAAACUAUGGCAAAGGACUUAAGAUUGCAUCUGGAAGUAUCACCGUCUCUAUACUAGCAUCUUGGUUCAACUAUGCUGCCGAGGCCGCUUUUUCGCCCAGCGAGGCAAUUGUCGUGCUUAUGAUACUCAUGAGUCUAUCUUUCCCUGCCAAAUACACGCUUCUCAAUCCACGAACAAUUAUGGACGAAACGAUUGGAGUCAUCACACUACUAUUGACUGAAUUGGCCACUUGCACGGCGCUUUUGUGGACCUUUUCCAGUCUUGUUCAUACCCUUCCGCGACUGGGGACCCCAAAUGUGAUGUUUUUCUUCUCUCCUGUUUCGCUGACAGGUUGGUUUCGCUACUUGGCUCUGGUGUAUCUCGUUAUUGACGCUAUCACAUCCCUCUAUCUCGCGUAUCGAAUAGUGUGCGUGUUGAUGAUUGUCUGGAAAUGCUACGCCGCCAAUCGCCGCGAGCUAUAUGAGGAAGAAAGUGCUCAGAUUGUUAAAAUAAUCAAGUGGAGCGAGGAUCAGUUCAUGCUGACUAUCAUACUCUGGCUGGUUUGGGUAUUUGCCAUCGUGGCCGUGGAGACGACUCUGCAGUGGAAUCAUUUAACGCCAUUGAAUGAUCUGCGGUCACCGGGACAGUUGAUUCCGUUCGUGACUGGGUGCAUACUACUGAUCGAUAGUAUCUCAGUCGCGGCAAGAGAGCAUGUUCCAUCUAAGGCUGUUAUUGAGACUUCAAGUUCCUGA